This is a messenger RNA of Colletotrichum acutatum, 456 nucleotides long. RefSeq names its product ubiquitin-conjugating enzyme E2 2. Gene Ontology annotation, molecular function: ubiquitin conjugating enzyme activity. The record is from RefSeq and is a predicted model, not a curated record. The coding region runs from base 1 to 456 and encodes 151 amino acids. Gene Ontology annotation, cellular component: HULC complex. Lineage: Eukaryota; Fungi; Ascomycota; Sordariomycetes; Glomerellales; Glomerellaceae. Gene Ontology annotation, biological process: protein polyubiquitination; proteasome-mediated ubiquitin-dependent protein catabolic process; DNA repair. The transcript has 4 exons.
AUGUCUACCGCCGCCCGCCGUCGCUUGAUGCGUGACUUCAAGCGUAUGCAGACUGAUCCUCCCGCUGGCGUUUCCGCCUCGCCCGUCCCCGACAACGUCAUGACCUGGAACGCCGUGAUUAUUGGUCCCGCCGAUACUCCAUUCGAAGACGGUACUUUUAGACUCGUCAUGCAGUUCGAGGAGCAAUACCCCAACAAGCCACCCGCGGUCAAGUUCAUCAGCCAGAUGUUCCACCCGAAUGUCUACGCUACAGGAGAGCUUUGCUUGGAUAUCUUGCAGAACCGCUGGAGUCCUACAUAUGAUGUCGCGGCUGUGUUGACGAGCAUUCAGAGUUUGCUUAACGACCCAAACACGGGCUCCCCAGCGAACGUUGAAGCGUCGAACCUCUACAAGGAUAACCGCAAGGAGUACACGAAGCGGGUUCGUGAGACUGUCGAGAAGAGCUGGGACGAUUAA